This is a messenger RNA of Solanum pennellii, 3267 nucleotides long. RefSeq lists its product as uncharacterized. NCBI's taxonomy places the organism in Eukaryota, Viridiplantae, Streptophyta, Magnoliopsida, Solanales, Solanaceae. The record is from RefSeq and is a predicted model, not a curated record. Gene Ontology annotation, molecular function: nucleic acid binding. The coding region runs from base 1 to 3267 and encodes 1088 amino acids. The transcript has 7 exons.
AUGAAACUAUCAGACUACUCCGUGGUGGAACAAUUAAGAAAAACUCCAGCCCAAAUCUCUUUGUUGUCUUUGCUAAUACAUUCUGAUGAACAUCGUAAGGCUGUAAUGAAAAUAUUGAAUGAAGCACAUGUUCCUAGUAAAGUUACAGUGAGUCAGUUAGAGAAGAUUGCUGGCAGAAUAUUUGAGGUAAACCGCAUCACCUUUUCAGAUGAUGAACUACCCAAAGAAGGAUCUGGAGCAAAUAUUUGCCCUUUAUCAACUCUACAGAAAUUGAAUGUUAGUGCUGAAAGGGUCCGACCCACCAAUGUAUGUGUUAGAGCUUUUGAUGGGUCAAAAACAGAUGUCAUUGGUGAGAUAGAGCUCAUACCAACCAUAGGGCCUGUGGAUUUCGCUGUGAAUUUUCAAGUGCUGGAUAUCAACUCGUGCUACAAUCUAUUGUUGGGGAGGCCAUGGGUGCAUAGGGCUGGAGCAGUCCCCUCAACGUUGCAUCAAAUGAUUAAGUUUGAAUACGACCGACAAGAGGUGAUUGUUCAUGGUGAGGGGGAUUUGUCAAUCUACAAAGACUCUUCCUCUCAUUUUAUCAAGGUGGAUAAUGAGAAUGAGGCACUGGUUUAUCAAGAUUUUGAGGUAGUGGUUAUUGAGCAUGUCUCCGAGGGGAGUGUCAUUUCAAAACCAAAUUUGCCCAUCGCGUCUGUAAUGGUGGUGAAUGAAUUGCUGAAACAUGGGUUUGAGCCGGGUAAAGGCUUAGGAAUCUGCUUGCAAGGGAGAUCUUAUCCUGUGAGUCUACGAAAGAGCAUCGGUUCUUUUGGCUUAGGCUACCAACCUAGAGUCGAGGACAAAAUGAAGGCAAAGAAGCAGAAGAGAGAUGUAUGGUCACUUACCAAGCCUAUACAACCAAUCUACAAAUCUUUCAUCAAAGCCCGCGCAACAGAAUCUUAUCAAUCAUCUUUUCCAGAGCCAGUGAUGAAAGUUAGCGAAGAAAUGAUCAACUAUUUUCAAGAUUUAUUUGUCGAGGUUGAUAUGGUGGAAAUCGGAGAAGGCACUAGCGACAGAGAUGUGCAAUUGAUUGGUCCUGAUGUCAAUCUAAACAAUUGGGAGGCCACCCCUCUCCCCGUUAAAGAUGAGUCUUGUUCUUUCUAUGCCGAUUCUAGUGAUAUGACAUGCAUGCAGAAUUUUUCGCCAGAUCUUAAUAUCCAAUCUAAUCUUCGACCUAAUAUUGAAAUAAUAAGUCAAGAAAUCGAACAUGAUGAAGACAGAGUAUUUGAAGAAGUAAGGAGGGAUUUCAAUCAUUUUGAAAAUAAGUCAAAUCCAAACAUGAGUGAAACUGAGACGAUAAAUUUGGGGGAUCAGGAAAUUAUUAAGGAGACUAAGAUAAGUGUACAUUUACAUCAAAAGAACGAUAUAAUCCAGGCCCUGUUUGAUUACAAAGAUAUUUUUGCGUCAUCUUAUGAUGACAUGCCUGGAUUAAGCACUGACAUGGUUGUUCACAAGUUGCCAAUUGAUUCUAAUUUUCCUCCGAUAAAGCAGAAGUUGAGAAAACUCAAAACCGACAUGAGUGUAAUAAUUAAAGAGGAGAUAACAAAACAACUUGAGGCCAAAGUCAUUCAAGUCUCUCAAUAUCCUUCUUGGUUAGCCAAUAUCGUACGCGUCCCUAAGAAAGACGGCAAAGUUCGAAUGUGUGUUGAUUAUCGUGAUUUGAAUAAGGCAAGUCGAAAAGAUGAUUUUCCUUUGCCUAACAUCCAUAUUUUAUUGGAUAAUUGUGCUAAACAUGAGGUUGCAUCUUUUCUGGAUUGUUAUGUGGGCUACCAUCAGAUUAUUAUGGAUGAUGAAGAUGCAGAAAAAACAUCUAUUAUCACUCCAUGGGGUCCAUAUUGUUAUCGUGUUAUGCCUUUUGGAUUAAAAAAUGCAGGGGCAACUUAUAUGAGAGCAAUGACAACCACGUUUCACGAUAUGUCAAAUCAUGUGAAAGACUUAAGGAGAUUCUUCGAAAGGCUCCGCAUGUAUAAUCUCAAGCUUAAUCCUGCAAAAUGUGUAUUUGGAGUACCAUUGGGGAAGCUUUUGGGGUUUAUAGUCAGUCGAAGAGGUAUCGAGUUGGAUCCUUCAAAAAUAAAAGCAAUUCAAGAAUUGCCACCUCCAAAGAACAAAACUGAGGUUAUGAUCCUUCUAGGAAGGUUAAACUACAUCAGCAGAUUCAUUGCUCAACUCACAACAACUUGUGAGCCUAUCUUUAAGUUGUUGAAAAAGAAUGCCACAGUCGAGUGGACCGAAGAAUGUCGAGAAGCUUUUGAAAGAAUUAAGAACUACCUAUCGAAUCCCCCUGUGUUAGUUCCUCCCGAGCCAGGACGACCUUUGAUAUUGUAUAUGUCAGUACUGGAUAAUUCUUUUGGUUGUGUACUGGGUCAGCAUGAUGACACUGGGAAGAAAGAGCAGGCCAUUUAUUACCUCAGCAAGAAGUUUACUGUUUACGAAGUGAAGUACACCCUUCUUGAAAGAACGUGUUGUGCCCUAACUUGGUGUCUAACUUUCUUCUUGUGUAAACGUGUAGAAAAUGAACACAAGGAGAAAGCAGGCGGAAGAGUUGAAGUAGCAUUUGUUGGAGGCGACCAAGCUCCUCCUCAAGCCCCAACUUCUGGAAUGCAAGUGCCUGGCAACCCAGCUGCGUUGACGGAUGGAGAAGUAAGAGAAUCACUAGUUUAUAUGGCCCAAGCCAUCACUACUCAGGCACAAGCUAUCACAGCCCAGGCUACUAGAGAGGUUUACAAGAUUCUCUGUGCCAUGGGGGUGAAUGAAAAGGAGAAGGCUGAGUUGGCUGCAUAUCAACUCAAAGAUGUGUCUCAAAUGUGGUACAAAAUGUGGGCAGAUGACCGAGCACCAGAAGCAGUCCCCAUCACUUGGGACAUUCUCACGACAUUCCUAGAGAGGUUCUUUCCCAUAGAGCAGAGAGAGGCUAAGGUUGAGGAGUUCAUCAACCUACGGCAAGAAGGUUUAUGUUACAUGCACAACAUGUUGAGGAGAGUCUUCGGAGAAAGAGAGGCCGAGAGAGCAAGAAAUCUAGGUCCUCGGAUCAGUCCGGUUCGAGCAAUGCUAAUAAUUCGUUUUGAUAGCCCCAAGUUCAAGAAGGGGCACAAGCACUCAGGUAAUCCUACUCCCUCUAAUAACACUUAUGCCGAUGGGGACAAGUCUGAAUCCAAGAAGGGCAAUGAUAGAAAUGCCCAGCGUGAUAGAGAGCCUUGUGGCAAGUGUGGUCGUUUGCAUGGAGGUGAGUGA